AUGGAGAAAUUCGACGUUCUGAUUUGCGGCAGCGGGUCUGCUGGGCUCUGCGCCGCCACCUGGCUUGCUAAGUAUGGUGUGCGGUGUAAAGUACUAGAACGGCGCGAGGGUCCCAUGAAGAUGGGCCAAGCUGAUGGCGUGCAAUGCCGCACCGUGGAGAUCUUUGAAAGUUUCGGCAUUGGAGAAGAGCUUCUGCGUGAAGCAUACCAUGUUCUCGAGGUGAACUUCUGGGCCGACGAUGGCGCCGGCGCCAUCAAGCGGACAGGUCGGACGGCGGAUACCCAGCCGGGCCUCUCACACCAGCCUCACGUUAUUCUGAACCAAGCACGUAUCAACGGACUGCUCAUUGAGCUGAUGAAGAACUAUAAUGACCAACAAAUCGACUAUGGCUACAACGUGACCGAUGUGAAGGUUGAGAGCGCCUCUGCGGAAGACCGUGAUGCCUAUCCGGUGAAGGUGACUGCGGAAAGGGAUGGAAAGACAGAAGUGUUUGUAGCGAAAUAUGCACUGGCUUGUGAUGGGGCACACAGCGUUGUGCGCAAAGCCCUCGGAUACAAAAUGAUCGGAGACAGUACCGAUGCCGUCUGGGGUGUCAUGGACAUGAUACCCCGAACCAAUUUCCCGGACAUCCGAAAGAAGUCUACUAUUCGCUCGAACUCAGGAAACAUCUUGAUCAUUCCCCGCGAGGGCGAGAGCAACAAUCUCACAAGAUUCUACAUUGAACUUGCUCCAGGAACUAACCCCAAAGAGGUGACGCUAGAAAGCCUCCAAGCACAGGCGCAAAGUAUUUUCCACCCCUACAAGGUCGACUUUGUGGAGACAGUUUGGUGGUCAGCGUAUGCGAUCGGCCAGCGACAUGCCGACUUCUUCCACAAGGAUAAUCGGGUCUUCCUCGCCGGUGAUGCCUGUCAUACACACUCACCCAAAGCCGGCCAGGGUAUGAAUGUGAGUUUACAGGACGGCUAUAACAUCGGUUGGAAGCUCGGUGAGGUCUUGACUGGGCUGGCCAGUCCGUCACUUCUGGAGACCUAUGUCUUAGAACGAGAAAAGGUCGCGAUUGACCUGAUCAACUUUGAUCGUUAUUUCUCCAAGUUAUUUUCUUCUGGAGCGGCUACCUCUCCAGCUGAGUUCCAAGAAGGCUUCAUCAAAUGUGGUAAAUAUACUGCGGGCUUAACAGCGAAGUAUGAAGUUUCGCCCAUCACCUCUGCGCUGGAAUCAACAAAGCUUGCCUCAAACGUGGUCGUCGGCAUGCGGCUGCCCAGCGCACAGGUCGUGAGGUUCUGUGACUCUAAGCCUCAACAGCUGAUGAAGGCUUUGAAGUCUGAUGGCCGAUGGCGUAUCAUGGCCUUUAUGGGCGACUUGGCUGUACCAGAAAACCGCUUGAAGCUCAACAAGUUGGGAGAAUAUUUGGCCGCAGCUGAUGGGCCUAUUCACACAUUCACACCCAAGAAUCAAGACACUGACAGCCUUAUUGAGACCAUCUUGGUCGGUCAUGGAAAGCGUCAUGGUGUUGAGUUAGAGCAAAUUCCCGAGUGCUUCUACCCAGUCUCUGGAAAAAACCAAACAAGAGGUAACGCUCUCUUGGUUUCGGAUAUCUUUCCCAUUUCUAAUCUAGAAUUCUUAGAUCUACACAAGAUUUAUUACGACGACGAAAGCUACAACAGCGGCCACGGCCAGGCAUACGAACAUCUUGGCGUUGAUGCGGCACAGGGUGCUAUUAUCAUCAUUCGACCAGACCAAUACGUGUCCGCCAUUCUGGGCCUGGAUGACUAUCCGGAAGUCGGCAAUUUCUUUUCUGGUUUCCUUCAACGCCAAUCAUAA
This is a messenger RNA of Penicillium paradoxum, 1821 nucleotides long. RefSeq names its product putative phenol 2-monooxygenase. Gene Ontology annotation, molecular function: FAD binding. The record is from RefSeq and is a predicted model, not a curated record. NCBI's taxonomy places the organism in Eukaryota, Fungi, Ascomycota, Eurotiomycetes, Eurotiales, Aspergillaceae. The coding region runs from base 1 to 1821 and encodes 606 amino acids. The transcript has 4 exons.